AUGGAUCGGGAGCUCCCAUUAGCCCUGAUCACAAUCUUGUCUGCCAAAUCAUCAAUCGCCUCGCAACAGAUCCGAACUGCGUUUGGACCACGCGUCAACUUGGACCACUGUAUUUACCGAGAGGGAUUUGAAGAGCCAGCUUCAUGCUACAUCAUCAAAAGCCAGUCCACUGGCAGUCGCACCAUUGUCAACUAUAACAACCUCCCUGAGAUAACCCUGGAAGAAUUUAUCGGGGUAGCCAAUGAGCUAGGUCCAAAAGCUACUUGGUUUCAUUUCGAGGGUCGAACGCCAGAAAUGACCCUCCAGUUUAUCCAUUAUCUACGAAAACAAUAUCCUUCCAUGAAAGUGAGUGUCGAGGUUGAAAAGCCCGGCCGGUCGGGUCUUCAGAAACUUGCCGAGGAGGCCGACGUGGUUUUCUACUCGAAGACAUGGGCUCAGGAUCUUGGAUAUAGAACGGCAGAAGAGUGUUUACGGGAGCAGUCCACACGUGUACACAAAGCAUCAUUGCUAUUUUGUACUUGGGGCGAAGAUGGAGCCAGUGCCUUGGAACCAAGUACUGGAAACUUUGCAAAUGUGGCAGCUUACACAACAGAGAAUUUCCAAGUUGUCGAUCCGAUUGGCGCUGGUGAUACAUUCAUUGCGGGAAUGCUGUAUGCUUUGAACUGCAAAGGCAAGGAUUGGGACCUUUCUAAAAAGCUUGUAUUUGCGAACCGGGUUGCGGGCAUAAAGGUGUCCCAGGAGGGAUUCGCGGGUCUAGACCGUGUAUUCGCAUCCUUUGUAUGA
Messenger RNA from Penicillium cataractarum, 783 nucleotides. RefSeq names its product Ribokinase-like protein. The transcript has 5 exons. Gene Ontology annotation, molecular function: kinase activity. Lineage: Eukaryota; Fungi; Ascomycota; Eurotiomycetes; Eurotiales; Aspergillaceae. The record is from RefSeq and is a predicted model, not a curated record. The coding region runs from base 1 to 783 and encodes 260 amino acids.